UUUCCUCUUUGGUUUGUCAUCUUUGCUUCCCCGGCAGUGCAAGUGGCUGUGAAGACUUGACUGAUGUCUGCAACCCUCAGUACACAACCUGUACGACUGUGGCGGUCAAAGACAGCAUCGGUGGUUAUUUGAAUGACUACAUCCAGCAAUACUGCACCAUCCCAGACAGCUGUAAUGAGACAACUUCCAUUAACUUUGGAGAGGGCAGCAUAACAAGAACAACCGAAUGCUGUGACACCGACUUUUGUGAGGCGCCAGUGCAAGAAGCUGACAUGUCUUCUGCACCAAACGGCUUGGUGUGCUGUGUUGGGACAAACGGCACAUGUGGGAAAGUAGCAGAAUGCAUUGGGAUCGAAGACCACUGCUUCACGGCUGUCUACAGUUCAGUGCUGAUUUACAUGGGAUGCUGCUCAACAAAUUUUUGCCAAAAUAUUCGAUUUAACUGCUGCCAAGGAAAUCUCUGCAACAAGCCAAAGAUCGAUUUCAGCAGUGUGAAUGCGUAUACUAUAAAUACGACUUCAGUUAUCCUCACCUGGAACACAUCCAGCUCACGCCAUACCAGCUACAUCCUGGAAGUCUUGGGAGAUGUGACCGUGAACAUCACAGUGUCUUCAACUGUGGCAGUUGUAACUGGACUGACACCAGGACAUGGAUAUUUAUUUCGGAUAAUUCCAGUCACUGGUAGCAUUGUGAUGGAAGCAGAUAUAGUAACAGUGACUCAAUUCACAU
Messenger RNA from Polypterus senegalus (gray bichir), 729 nucleotides. Its product is annotated as urokinase plasminogen activator surface receptor-like. The transcript has 5 exons. The record is from RefSeq and is a predicted model, not a curated record. Gene Ontology annotation, molecular function: protein binding. Lineage: Eukaryota; Metazoa; Chordata; Cladistia; Polypteriformes; Polypteridae. The annotation marks the transcript as partial.